GGACCGUGCAGGCAGUCAGUGAGCGUCUCCGUCACAUGGCUGCUGGUACUCGGUGUGUGCAGCACGGAAUGUCCCCCGGUACCCGGUAUGAUGCGGUAUGUGCAGCACAGGGUACCCGCCGUCCGGCACAUCUCACAGACCCUCUACAUACUGCUCCUGCUGGGCACUUACCUGACAGGUUACACUGCUGCGGAGUGCAUAGAGCGGCAUUUCAAUGAGACAGCGACUAUACUGCAUUAUAAGAAUAUAUCACAAGUUCGUGCUACUCUGCGCUGUCACAGCCACCCUCAGGAGAAAGUGUGGCUCAGGAAUGGGAAAGUAAAGGGAACAUCUAUCAUAAAGUGUGCCGUGAACGCUGAUGAAAUAUUUCUAGAUGCAGAUACCCGCCCAGUGGGAUGCUCCCUAGACAUAGAUGUCAAUUUUGUCGAGAUUCAUGUUAACUGCACCGCAGAUGAUACAGUGAGCAUUUCAACUGUCUCUCCAAAUGUGCCUUUGCCUUUACAUACAAACUCCUCCAAAGAUGAUGUAUCCACAUGUGCGGACGAGUAUCUGUUCUUGGCAAGGCACCAGCUCACGCACAAAUCUACGCAGUGCCUGACUUGCACAGGACCUUCACAGUUUCUGCCUGGUUCCUUACUCCUGCUGUACCCUGCCAACAUACAUCCCAACCAGUUGCCUUUCAUCAGCAGAAGAAUGAUGUUCUAA
This is a messenger RNA of Pelobates fuscus (common spadefoot toad), 705 nucleotides long. RefSeq lists its product as uncharacterized. The coding region runs from base 88 to 705 and encodes 205 amino acids. The transcript has 5 exons. The record is from RefSeq and is a predicted model, not a curated record. Lineage: Eukaryota; Metazoa; Chordata; Amphibia; Anura; Pelobatidae.